CAGAAUGGAGUUUCGUGGGUUUUUCAAAAACACCUCCAUGAAGCGAGGCGACCAAAUAAAGGUCGAGGUGUGCAGGCAGAACAAAAUGCAGCGGGCAAAAUCUCGCCAUGAAAUGCGACAAACCUACCGUAGUAACAUGGGAUGUGAUUCGGAGGAGGAAAAUGAUGUUCCGCCAGUGCAGGAAACGUACGAUGCGUUUCGUCAGCAGCAGUUGCAGCGGCAACAAAGUACGAAGUUAGGCGAAACUAUGACGGUAAAAAACAAAAACCUCUCCCAGGAGGAACGUUUCCAGAUCCGGCUGUUGCGUUUGCAAGAGUUUCGUGAACGAAAGCGGCGAAUGCAGCUGGAGCAGCGUUCGAAACAGAUCGUACCGUUUGUGCCGUUUGUGUCGAAAAAUAUAAUUGUAAACGAAAUGAAAAGUUUACAAUCGGUGGAGAGUGCACGGAAGAAGCCUACUCCGCUUGGUGAAUGUCAGGAGCUGAUGAAUCAGAUCCCUGCCCGUACAAACAAAACGCCCGUAUUGAAUAAGUGCAUAAAAUCUCGGGUAGACUGUUGGCGUAAGGAUCAGCUUCCUCGGAAGGCGACUGAGUGUGAUUUGCCUCCGCAAAAACCCGUAUCGGGGAAGAAAGCUGUCCCACCCAUCAUCAAGUCAGUGGAACGACCGAAAGUGUCCAAGCCUACCGUGAAGCAGCGACCAAAGGAAACGAAACCACCAGCGGUGGUGCAACCGGUAAUGCAAGUCCGGCACGCAGUGGUCACUAAACCCGUCGAAAAACGACCAUUAUCGGAAAAAUUUGUCUUCAAGCUAAAGCCACCAGUAGCGGACAACGGAAGUUCUUCAAAUAUAGUCACGUCGACCGUUCGCAAGCAUCGUAAACCGUUAACGUUCUCUUUCGAACAUACUUCGGAAAUUCAGAAGCCAAAAGCAACACUAACCGUCAAUCGAGCGGAUGAGCUGUUUGACGGUAUUAGUCCGAUCGAGGUAGAAUCGUCGCCCCAGAAGCCGUUAAUAGCUAUUAAUGGCGUUGGGCAUUCGUCGCCGACAGUUGAAAUCGUGCCGAUAAAGACUGAAGAAAGUCUUUGGGAACCCCAGCCCAUCGCUUCUUUGUCGGUUUAUGAAACAACAGUGCAGGAAAAUUGCAAUUCCUUGACUGCAGCUGUUGAAACAAAAUUCAAACCCGAUUGUUCGAUUGGUGACUGGGUGCCCGCUGCAGUGCAUGAAGUUUCGAGCGAUUCGAUUAUAAUCGUACAAGACGACGAUGAUGAAGUAUUUCAAGAAACGGCACAAUUCGCGUCGAACCUUGCACCGGAAGAUCGUCCAAGAAAGCCGACAAUGAAUGAGUCCUUCACCAUAACGAAACCGGGCUUGAAUGAAUCUUUCACCCUAAACGUUGGCAGCGUCCCAUCGCAUGAUCUGCUCGCAAAUUUGCCUUCUGAGCCAACGGUUGUUCGGUUGUCGACUGGGCCGAUGGUUCAAAAUGUGAUGGCUUUAUCCGAAAGACCCAUCCAGGAAAGGCGGCAGAGUUCGCCAAAGGAAAUUAAGUUAAACGGAUCAUCCAAAAGCUCCAGAGUCUCGUCUGAACCUUUGAACGAGCCGGAAACAGAAGGACCUAGUCAGCAAAGACACAAGAGUUCUCCAAAGGAAUCUAAAUUGAGCGGAUCGUCCAAAGGCACCAGAGGCUCGUCUGAAACUUCGAACGAGCCGAAAACGAAACGUGCUAUCCAAGAACGACGCAAUAGUUCGCCAAAGGAAAGCAAACUGAACGGAUCGGCUAUAAGAAAGCGCGCAUCAUUAAUUUUCACCGAAGAACCAAUCGAAUGUGACAUCGUUCCCAGCAAAUCCAACUUAACCCUCGCAGAGAAGCAGCGCCAAUCGCUUGAUGAUGGCCAAAGCUCAACCACAUCACAAUCGUCUCCAGACGAGCCGGAAGAUACAAAACCACCGAAAGAAGUGGAAGAAAAGACACGAUACUACUACGACAAGGUGGACAGCGAACUGGCCCGUCUGCAAGCAUUAUGCGAUGAGUAUGCACCAUUUCUGGCGGAGGACCAGGAGCUGAACGAUCACUGCCGUGGACUAAUUAUUGCUGCCCAAGGGCAAACAAACAUUCUGAUCAAAAAGAAGCUAACCAAGUUCCGCGAGCUUAUCGGACACUACGAAACGAAAUGGAACGACCGUAAGGUACGCCAUGACGAUCUGGAUGGUUUUUGGAUCAUGCUAUCGCUCGAUCUGGACAACCUAGACAAACGGUUCGAGGAAUUACGUGCGCUGAAGGAAAACGGCUGGCAGGAGAUAGUGCCGGAACCGAAGAUGAAGAAGCUUCAGGGUGGUGGUGGUGUGCGGAAGCGGGAGAAAAAGCCAACGGUGGCAAAUGCUAAAAAAUCGUCCGCUAUUGCCGAUCUGAUACGCAAGGCAAGGCAGGAAGCAAAGCAAAAGCAAAAGACAGCGAUUGCCGAGCUGGAUGUGUUGAAGGAUACGGUUACGGUAGUGACGACACCGGUUAAACGUGCGGUACGGUUCGUAGAAUCGCCGGCUCGCCGUACCAGCUUACCGAAGCGUUCGAGUUUGUGCGCCGGUUGUACGCCGACCACCGUCCACUGGAACCAGGAACCGAACGCAAACCUGUCCAAGCGUCACACCAUUUUCCCGGAGAUCACCCAGAAAUCGGAGCUAGUUAAAUCGAUUCUAAAGCCUGCGAAAGUAGCACGUGGCCGGCGAGCCAAGAGUGUACUGUUCCUCGACGGUGGGCUCGAAACACCCCAGGCAAGGCGGCGCCAUUCAUCCCGCAAGAUUGUGGACACACCGAAACCGCAGAUUAAAUUUAACGAGGAGCUCGAAAUUGAGCACAUCGACAAUCUGGCAGCUCGUACACCGUCACGGCUGGAGCUGGAGAUACAGAAGCGCCGACAACAAUCGCUGCUAGAGUCUGCUUCCCUGCUGCUUCCAUCCAGUGACGACAAUGACAAGGACACGGAUCAGCAGCGGAAGAGGAGCACGCGCAAGGCUUACGCACAAGGGACACCUUGCCGGGACAGCGGUUCGGUGAGACGGUCCAAUCGUCGGACGUCACGGUGCAUUGCCACACUCUUCGAUGGGGAAUCGAGCAAUAGCUGUAAUGACUUCAAAACGGAGGACGAAUCGGAAGGUUCAGCCAAACGAUCGUCCCGCAGGAACGCUCGCAAGAAGCUUCUGGACAAUUAA
Messenger RNA from Anopheles maculipalpis, 3202 nucleotides. RefSeq lists its product as uncharacterized. The record is from RefSeq and is a predicted model, not a curated record. The transcript is spliced from 4 exons. Gene Ontology annotation, biological process: signaling. Lineage: Eukaryota; Metazoa; Arthropoda; Insecta; Diptera; Culicidae. Bases 5 to 3202 code for a protein of 1065 amino acids.